Knipowitschia caucasica is the source of this 330-nucleotide messenger RNA. Lineage: Eukaryota; Metazoa; Chordata; Actinopteri; Gobiiformes; Gobiidae. The record is from the annotation of a GenBank genome assembly.
AUGGAUUACGAGCUGGUCCACAGCCGAGUGAAGUUCAUCUAUCCCAGUGAAGAGGAGAUGGGAGACCUGACUUUUAUUGUGGCAGAGAGAAAGAACGGCUGUGCAUCUUCCUCACGCAGCUUUAACAUCCUCCUCUACCUCCUCGUGUUCCAGGUGAUACAUCAGAGCUCCACCCCCUCUGGUUCUGGCCCCGCCCCCGCCCCCUGCAGCUCGGGUCCGGUGUUGCAGCCACGGACUCUGAUCCUCACCAGCACAGACGUGUUUCUGCUGGACGAGGACUACGUCAGUUACCCUCUGCCCGACUUCGCCAAAGAGCCCCCAUCGAGGUGA